AUGGCACUUCUGAACGCCCGCACUCGCCAAUUUAAGGAAUAUGUCAAUGGGGACAUUCCCCCGUAUGCAAUCUUGUCGCACACCUGGGAUGAGCAGGAGGUCUCGCUCAGCGACAUGGAUACAAGAAGAUCGACUGGGCAUGCCUCCUGGCGCAGCAGCCUCGAAUACGUGUGGAUCGACACUUGCUGUAUCGACAAGUCAAGUAGUGGCGAGUUGGCAGAGGCCAUCAACUCCAUGUACAGCCGGUACGCACAGGCCGAGACGACUGCGCCCCUGGAAACAUUGACCAACUGUCACUGGUUCUCGAGGGGAUGGACUCUCCAGGAACUCAUCGCUCCUAAGCGUAUGAUUUUCUUCGACGAGAACUGGAACCAGAGGGGCACAAAGAAGGACCUCGUCGACAGACUCUCGCACAAAACGGGCAUUCCCAAAGCAAUUCUUCUGCACCAGAGGCCGCUCUCCUCGGUGUCCGUUGCGCAAAAGAUGUCGUGGGCAGCAGGCAGAGAAACGACCAAAGUCGAGGAUACGGCUCCCUUUCUGUACGGCGAGGGCCACCGAGCCUUCCGGCGACUGCAAGACACCAUUGUCAGCUCGGUGCCCGACUUGAGCAUCUUUGCCUGGAAGCUGCAACCACCUCCGUCCUCAACAGACCCGGCCGAAAGAAACUUGCAGCGCCGCGAGUAUUGCGGUGUCUACGCGCCGUCACCCUCCGCAUUCGCCGCAUCUCGAUCCUUCGUAAAGCAAAAGGCAUUUGGCCGGCCGGAGCUGCUGCCCAUGAACGGCAGCAUUAUGGCCAGGAUGCAGUUCUUGAUCGAGAUGACGCCGAAGAACGGAGGAUACCGCUAUCUCCUUCCUCUUUCCCGGCGACAGGGAAUAUUAUAG
This is a messenger RNA of Parathielavia appendiculata, 882 nucleotides long. RefSeq lists its product as uncharacterized. NCBI's taxonomy places the organism in Eukaryota, Fungi, Ascomycota, Sordariomycetes, Sordariales, Chaetomiaceae. The record is from RefSeq and is a predicted model, not a curated record. The transcript has 5 exons. Bases 1 to 882 code for a protein of 293 amino acids.